CGAUCAUAACGGUCGCUCCUAUAUUUAAGGGACUAGGAGUGGGGGUCAAGAAACGCUUCAAAGCACAUCAAGAUUGAUGCCAUGGAACAUUGCACCAGCAUUUCUAGUAUUAUGGAGUAUAGUAAACAUUCGUUCGUUCAGGAGGAAAUCAAGAAAGAGCAUGACAUAGAAGCUUUUACUUUUCCCAACAACAUUCCCUCCCAUGAACAUGUUGAUUUCGGCGUUCGGCCGUUGGACUUCGUACCCGAACAACAAAGCCCGGCAAUAGGAACCGUUAUGACGGGAACCCAUAUGACAACAGCCGGUGAGUCGCUCCAGCCAGAUUAUGAUUCACAUUUUAUACUUAAGCCGCAGUACGUUCCCAAUUUCACAACCCUAGCUAUGGGAUCGAAUGGUGGAAGUCCUGGAAUACUGGGACCUAGUGACGAUGUCAAAGAAAAUAUUCGAAUGGUUGAUACCAGCAGUAACUACGACGAACCAUCCACGGCUUUAGACAAAUAUAUUCUUGUCAGGCAGGGUUGGUGUGACAAGUGUAACAAGUGGAAGCCCUUUGACACUUUGCGAAGGCACAAGGGGAAUUGCAGAGGUUCCACCGCUGAUUCGAAGAUAGAAAACAGGGGCACAAAAAGACGACACAGGGGUGAACUAUCAGUAGAAAACACACUAGUAAAGCGAGAGCUAGAAGUUAUUACGGCAGAGCUGUAUGAAGAACGAUGUCGUCGUCAGAAAGCAGAAGAAGAAGCGAGAGAUGCCAAGAAGUCAAAGGAAGAGCUAGAGGAAUUAGCAGAAGCACUACGUUGUUGUGAAGAGAAACUCGAGAAGGAGAUGAUGACGAGUGAAAGAUACUUGAGGAUCAUCGAGAACAACAUUGGUCAAAUAGAUCAUAAUGGCAACAAGGUAUCUUGA
Daldinia vernicosa is the source of this 906-nucleotide messenger RNA. RefSeq lists its product as uncharacterized. The record is from RefSeq and is a predicted model, not a curated record. Lineage: Eukaryota; Fungi; Ascomycota; Sordariomycetes; Xylariales; Hypoxylaceae. The coding region runs from base 82 to 906 and encodes 274 amino acids. The transcript is spliced from 2 exons.